AUUACUAUCUUCCUAUCCAUUGUCUAGAAGAGCCUCUUUCCAUGGCCAUGGCCUUCAAAGCAUCAUCGCGCAGCUUCUCCGCUCUGCUUCUGCCGCUACUCCUCCUCCUCUCCCUGGCUGCUGUCACAACUACGGGGCAGCAGCAGCAGAGCCUAGAAGCUUGUCCUCCCUUCUCUUGCGGUCUGUUCCACAACAUCAGCCACCCAUUUCGUCGAACAACUGAUCCGCCUCGGUGCGGGGAUCGGAGGUACGAGCUCACCUGCGACGACAAUCAGUCCACCAUCUCUAUCGGCUCCACCCACUACUUGAUCACUCAGCUAUGGUACGAAAGCCGCUGGAUCCGGUUGGUGGAUCCGAACUUUGCAGGUGGAAGCUGUGGCCUCCCUUCCCAAUCUUUGACGCCUUCCGAUGAUUAUUCCAGCUUCGGCGUAUUUUCUCCCGCGGGAGAUGUUUGGGCAAGUUUCAUGAACUGCACGAGAAGAAUCGAGGGCCUGGCUUCGUAUCGACCUGUUCCUUGCUUGAGCAACAGCAACACUUUUGUCUACGUCGUCGUUGCCGAUGACGGAAAUAGAUUGUCAUACCUUUAUCCAUCAUGUCAUUUUCUGUCGAUGAUUCCAGCGAUAGAUGCCGAGUCCUCAACGAGGGAUGCAUUCCGCAUUCUACAUAAGGGAUUUGAUUUGCGAUUCUAUGAAGCGUCGAAUGAUUGGAAAAGAAUAAUCCGCCAAUGUGCGAUUGAAUCCAAAAGCUUGUUCUUUGAUCUACUAAGAGGCAAGCACAUGCUCUCCCAAGUUUACUUCCUCCCCUAUAGUGAGAUACACUUUGCAUUUUGCAUAGGAGACCACUACCAAAGGGCUUUCAUUACUCAAAUCACAAUUGCAGUGGUGGUAUUCAUCCAGAUUGUGCAGCUCUUAGCAGUUUUCUUGAUACUGGGCCGAUUAGUCAUAGCGCCCAUGAUAGUUUGGUUCUUGCUUGGUUACAAACUAUGGAACAGGGGAGUCGCAGUUGACCUUAUAGAGAAGUUUCUUCGGCGCCAGCAAACACUGAUGCCAACAAGAUACGCCUACUCUGAACUCAUAGCAAUCACAAGGCAUUUUAGAGAGAAGCUCGGCCAAGGUGGCUUCGGCUCAGUCUUCAAAGGAGAACUUCUAGGGGAUCGUUUUGUUGCAGUUAAGAUGUUAAGCAACUCCAAAUGCAAUGGCGAUGACUUCAUCAAUGAAGUUUCGACAUUAGGUAGGAUUCAUCAUGUGAAUGUCGUGCGGUUAGUUGGAUAUUGCUCAGAUGGAUCAAAGAGAGCUUUGAUUUAUGAGUAUAUGCCUAAUGGCUCACUUGACAAGUACAUUUUUGCUCCCAAUGGAACUAAUGGUCACUUUUUCACCUCAGAAAAACUCAUUCAAAUAGCAAUUGGUAUUGCACGGGGCAUCGAUUACUUACAUCAAGGAUGUGAUAUGCAGAUUCUACACUUUGACAUCAAGCCUCAUAAUAUACUUAUAGAUCAUAAUUUCACUCCGAAGAUCUCUGACUUUGGACUUGCAAAAUUAUAUCCAAAAAUCAAUGCUCUAGUAUCAGUUAGUGCUGCAAGGGGAACAAUAGGCUAUAUUGCUCCGGAGUUGAUAUCUAGAAGCUUUGGAAAAAUCUCUUUCAAAUCAGAUGUUUAUAGUUUCGGAAUGCUACUAAUGGAAAUGGCAGGAAGGCGAAGAAAUGUGGAUCCUCACGCAGGGAAUUCAAGUCGAGUUUACUAUCCAUCAUGGAUAUACGAUAAGUUGACUCAACCAGAUGAGGUUGAAGUUGUCAACAAGUUUGAGAUACAAGACUUGGAGAAGAAAUUGGCAAUAGUUGGAUUGUGGUGUAUUCAAUUGAGGCCUUCUGAUAGGCCAACUAUGUCUAGAGUGAUUGAGAUGUUAGAAGUUGAUGAUGUUGAUUGCCUUCCAAUUCCACCUAAGCCCUUCCUUUCAUCAGGGAAUUCAUCUACGGAUCGAUCUUCAAUACUAACAAAACAUAGCUUUGAUUCAAUUUCUAUUGAGUUAUCAUCUGUGGUUUCAGAGUGAACAACUAGUCAUUCUAUGGAUAUGUUAUUAUUGUUAUUUCUAGGUAUUGAUGUAUAUGUGAAUUCUUAGAUUUAUUGCUUAUAGGAUGAGUUAGAAGUAGGAAGGGUAACCAUGUAUUGAUGAAUGGAAUGUAUUUAUGAAUCUAAAGACUUUCUAAAA
Zingiber officinale is the source of this 2204-nucleotide messenger RNA. Its product is annotated as rust resistance kinase Lr10-like. The transcript has 3 exons. The coding region runs from base 42 to 2045 and encodes 667 amino acids. Gene Ontology annotation, biological process: protein phosphorylation. NCBI's taxonomy places the organism in Eukaryota, Viridiplantae, Streptophyta, Magnoliopsida, Zingiberales, Zingiberaceae. Gene Ontology annotation, molecular function: ATP binding; protein kinase activity; polysaccharide binding. The record is from RefSeq and is a predicted model, not a curated record.